This is a messenger RNA of Hypomesus transpacificus, 1521 nucleotides long. RefSeq names its product phospholipid phosphatase 2b (gene plpp2b). Bases 637 to 1497 code for a protein of 286 amino acids. NCBI's taxonomy places the organism in Eukaryota, Metazoa, Chordata, Actinopteri, Osmeriformes, Osmeridae. The record is from RefSeq and is a predicted model, not a curated record. The transcript is spliced from 6 exons. Gene Ontology annotation, molecular function: phosphatidate phosphatase activity. Gene Ontology annotation, biological process: signal transduction; phospholipid dephosphorylation; phospholipid metabolic process.
AAUUUAUUCACUCCGUGUUGGGUUUCUCAGGCAGUAGAGGAGAGCUUGUCGUUAAACAACCAAACUGAAGUUAUAUGAAGGGUCAAGCACUUUUCAUUUGUGACAAUGCGUGAACUUCAACGUAAUAAGUGAACGUGUGUUGAUUAGGACGUGCAACUGAACUAGUAUUAGUGAACUGUCCGGAUUUCGUUGACGUUCUCGUGGAUUUUCAUACGCUCAAGCGGGAACAGAACCAUUUCGACGUCAGGCUGAGGCUGGGGCUGUGAGGAAGUGGAGAGGAGGGAUCUGUGCAUGUUGCGUGGAGAAAGGUUUAUAUUGAAUUCCCUGUUGCCUCAAGUAACUGUGAAAUCGAGGAUUCUUCUCAGUUCUUUCGUUGAGCGCAAAGUCUGCUAUGUGCUCACAGCGUUGCAAGCUAGAUCUCUUUUUAUUUGUUGUGAAGCAACAUUUUCGUUGGACUGUAAACACAUAUCUUGUUGGCGGUGGACAGGUAGGGGAAUUGUAAACGGAAGAACUCGCCAUACAGGUUGUCCUUUUACAACUCUGUACCGUCAAUGGACUUCGCGUCAACACUCGUUCACUUACAUAACUUUUAAAAACAUUAUCGACUGAGCUACAUCGUCUAUCAACGGACAGGGUAUGACGGACUUCAGGAAAAAUAAGCUAUACGUCCUGGUAGACGUGCUGUGCGUGGUAGUGGCGGCCCUGCCCUUCGUCAUCAUGAACCUGGUGUUCCGGCCGUACCAGCGCGGCGUGUACUGUGACGACGAGACCAUCCAGUACCCGCUCAAGCCCGACACCAUCACCCACGGCACCCUGGCCGCCGUCACCAUCUCCUGCACCAUCGUCAUCAUCUCCUGCGGUGAGGCCUACCUGGUGUACAGCAAGAGGAUCUACUCCAACUCAGACUUCAACCAGUACGUGUCGGCGCUCUACAAGGUGCUUGGCACCUUUUUGUUCGGGGCCGCCGUCAGCCAAUCGCUGACCGACCUGGCCAAGUUCACCAUCGGGCGUCCGAGGCCCAACUUCAUGGCCGUUUGUGCCCCCAAGGCGUGCAAGGGCUACGUGCUGGGGAUCAACUGCACCGGGCUCCCCCGCGCGGUUACGGAAUCCAGGCUGUCCUUCUACUCUGGCCAUUCGUCCUUUGGGAUGUACUGCAUGCUGUUCCUGGCGCUGUAUGUCCAGGCAAGGUUGGCGGCUAAGUGGGCCCGCCUCCUCCGGCCCACCAUCCAGUUCUUCCUGGUGGCGUUCGCGGUCUACGUGGGCUACACCCGCGUGUCGGAUUACAAGCACCACUGGAGCGACGUGCUGGUGGGGCUCCUGCAGGGCGCCCUGGUCGCCGUCCUGAACGUGCGCUUCGUGUCGGACUUCUUCAAGGAGCGUCCCCAGCGCUGCUCGGUCCCGCAGGCGGCCGAGAACGAGGAGUCGGAGCGCAAAGCCAGCCUGCAGAUGGGCGACGCCGAACACAACAACCAUUACGGCUACCCGGGGCCUGUGUGACCAGGGGCCCUGGAGCCCCCCCCC